AUGAUUUCAAACCAACUGUUUCAGACGUUUCCUGACAGCGAUGCUGAAUCUAAGACCAGAUUUACUGAACGCAGUACGGAUGGCACAGAACUCAAAAAGGACAAGGCGCGAGUUCGCUCAGCUAUACGUCGUCUUUUAACUGAAAGACUUUUCGGUUUGACAAAUGGCGAUCGCAGAUCAACCAGUGAUGCUAAAGGCUCAACCAGGGGUGGUGGUAGAUCAACAAAGGGGUCUGGGGGAUCAGCUGUUGGUGUUGGCGGAUCAACAAAUGAGACUGGCGGAUCAACAAAGGGGUUUGGCGAAUCAGCUAUUGGUGGUGGCGGAUCAACAAAGGUGUCUGGCAGAUCAGCUAUUGAUAGUGGUGGCGGAUUGUUCAACCAGGCAAAGCCAAAAUGUAUUCUCGUUGAAGAAUACAAUGAAUCUGCAGGCGUCAAGACAUCUGGAUUGUCAUCUGAUAGUGGGUUGCCUCCCCUGUCAGGAUCAAUCCCACCAUCAGUGGCGCCAGGCUCUACGUCAUAUCCACAUACGGGUCUUGGAGUUUCUGAUCAGUCUACUAUAUUAGCCGAUGGUCUUGAGAAAGAUAAAAUAUUUAUACACAGAGCUCAGAAAAGUCAUAUUCACUGGUUCAAGUCAGACUAUAAUGGUGGACCCGAGAGGCGCUUCCAAAAAAAUGUUGAUGAUACACAGAAACUGGUUGAGAUGGUGCCGAGUCCAUAUCACCCCUUAUCAGUUACGAAUCCGACCGCUCCAUUGACGUUUGUGUCCAAGAGAGACGUGAACGUAACCAAGGCGCCGAUAAGCUACACGGGCAGAUCCAGACAUGUAGAUGUCUUGUCCAUGGACGAAUGGAGGCUGAGAAAACUGCUGGAGGAACUGUAUAAGGAUAAGAAGUACAUGGAUCUACUGCUACACAAACAAGGCAAACCCGCAGAAGUAAAAGAGCUGGCACACUAUGGACGGGACUACCUGUUACAAAUCGCAGACUUUUGGGAGUCUAAGGGUAUUCUUGCGCCACGUCCAGAGCAGAAAAUCCCUGGCUCCCUGGCGCCUGUUCGUUCUAAAACAUCGUUGAGUUUAAAUGUACAAACCAAACACACGAAACCAGACGCCAGCAGACCCAGUCUAGAUAGAAAUAAAACUGUGUGUUAGGGUUGGUUGGUACUGUAUUUCAGUACAGACUCCAGUCCUAGGCGGAGACAUGUAAAGACGAAAGCCUUUUGUCUCGAUAACGCAUAAAUCUCUGUCCAGGACAGAUAGCCUAGAUAUAAUAACUGGACCUUUUUCCUAGAAAUGUGUGUGUGGACCUUAAAAGUGUAUUAUCUUAGUUGCAAAUGCAUAUUUACAUUUUUUUACAUUUACUGUUUUUAAUAAUUACUUGACAAUAUACUGCUCACAAAAUGUAGGGGAUAUUCCCCCAAAUCCUAUAACAUUGUAAUGAUUACAACAUUUAUAUCAACAUUAACAUAUACAUACCUUACAUGUGCAUUAGAUUGCAUUGGAUAAACAACAUGAACGAUGUUUUAAGUCUCACAAUAAAUGUAAUACCAGUCAGGGGUGGAUACAUUGAAAUCACAAGCUGUCAAUAUCGUGUUGGACUUACUCUAGCGUCAAUACAUGCAUUACACUUUUGUCGCAUGGUUCUUAUAAGGCGGCCUGUGGAACGCAAUGCAGCUCUUCCUGCAGUGCCUUGCCAAAUUGUACCAGCGUUUGUGGUUGUUGUUGACUUUGCUGAAUACGUCCACCAAAGGUAUCCCACACGUGUUCCAUAGGCGAAAGGUCGAGGGACAUUGCUGGCCAAAAAAGGUCUGGAUUUGAUGUCUCUGUAGAUGAUCUGUGACAACACGUUCACGGUUAGCACUAGCAUUGUCAUCCUGGAACACACAUCGUGCACCAUGAUGAUAGUAAAUAGUAGAACAUGACGAUGUGUGAUAGGUCUGUAGUACAGCCCUGUGAUUCUCCACUGACAAAUGUCAUGAUGAUUGCAGCCUAUGCCAUUAUUGACCCAUUUCCAUCUGGAUACUGUCAACCCCUCAUACGACCGUUAUUAAAGUCCAGACUAAACCUGGAUUCUUCGCAAAAUGGGGUGGGACGUAACCCAGUGGUAAAGCGCUUUGCUCGGUAGGUGUAAGACCACUACACCCUCUUGUCUCUCACUAACAACUAAUCACUAAACCCCUGUCCUGGACAGACAGUCCAGUUAUCUGAGGUGUGUGCCCAGGACAGCAUGCUUGAACCUUAAUUGAAUAUAAGCAGCAUGUUUUAAGCAGUUUAAGAACACAGUGAGAGACUUGCGCAAAACCAUUAGUUGUCGGUAUUCGGUCUAAAAAUGGUAUUUCAAUAUUCAAUGGAAAUUAUGAGUGAAUAUUCGAAUAUCAAUUAAAUGACAUCAAACCGACAUUGUUUUAUAGUCCGAACUGAGUUAUGAACUUUUACUAACAUCCAAAAGGCAAGUUACAACAGCAAAAACUAUAAUGCAUUAGUGAUUGGUAGCUAGGCUAGCUAUAUAUUUUGACUUCUCAUCAUCUGGUAUUACUGAAAUAUUAAUAUCAAAUUAUGAAAAACAUUAAAACAGUAUGACCGAAAACAAACAUGCACCAAGAAGCAUACAGCAAACCGAUAAAUUAGUUCACGUGGUUUUGGUUUUGUUUAUUAGUUUAUUUGUUUUGUUUUGUUGUUUUCUGUUUGUUUGUGUAUUUUUGUUUUGUUUUGUUUUGUUUUAUUUUACCAGGAAAUAUAGCAUUCUGAUAGAGCUCAACUUUAACCGACACCAAGAUGUGCUUUGAACUGCCGACUAAACACGGAUCUAUUUAACAACACCCAGACACGUUACAAUAUGUAACAAGAGAACAAUACAGUGAUAUAGUUAACAUACAAUAAUGGUGCAUUAUACAAUUGAAUAAAUGAUAAUAUUAAUAUACAAUAUCAGUAUUAUAAAGUUAACAUAGCAGGUUUCGUUAGGAAUGUUAAAUCAUAUUCCUGUUUCGAGCGGUAAUAGUACAUUUUACGUACACAAUUUAGUUAUGUACAUGAGAUAUAUAAGAUAAGAGAGAGACACGCAUUCUUGUCAUUGAAUUAUAGCUAUGUGGCAAAAAAAACCACACUUCAUUUUAGCUUAUUAUAGUUUUAGUAGGUAAACUGUUGUGAUACUCCCGGUCUUUAGUUUGUGUCUGUGCAAUGAAGUAACACACCAGCCUAAUUUUGCCAAAGUUUGAUUCAGGUUUUAUGGUUUUAUUCUUUAUAUACAUUAAAUACCACUCUUAAUGUUGUGUAUGAGGUUUUCUUUUCGCUGACUGUUAUUAUGUUUCUGCUGAAGAUAUUUAUAUAGUCUUUAAUUUAUUAAUAUAUUUUUGUUACAUUUUCUUAUAUUAUUAUCUAAUACACGUAUUCGUGUUUGUAUAAAUGUAUCCAUCAUAUGUGGAUCUAGUUUCGUUUGAAGAUGCGUGUGAAUUUAAACUGACGUUUUCUAUAAUAAAAUGUAUAUUACAGA
This is a messenger RNA of Gigantopelta aegis, 3487 nucleotides long. RefSeq lists its product as uncharacterized. Bases 1 to 1149 code for a protein of 382 amino acids. The transcript has 7 exons. Lineage: Eukaryota; Metazoa; Mollusca; Gastropoda; Neomphalida; Peltospiridae. The record is from RefSeq and is a predicted model, not a curated record.